Messenger RNA from Aspergillus novofumigatus IBT 16806, 330 nucleotides. RefSeq lists its product as uncharacterized. NCBI's taxonomy places the organism in Eukaryota, Fungi, Ascomycota, Eurotiomycetes, Eurotiales, Aspergillaceae. The record is from RefSeq and is a predicted model, not a curated record. The transcript is spliced from 2 exons. Bases 6 to 227 code for a protein of 73 amino acids.
UGGGAAUGUCUUCGCACAGAGCUGAAGCGACUCUGAAAGUUCGUCUUGCAGCGCCCUUCAUUUCGCAUCUGCUCUCCGUCCUCGCUAAUUGUGCUAUCUUCGACCUCUAUCCACCAACCGAAAUUCUGAACCACUGGGAAAAUAUUUCAGGCUCACCUGACCCUAGUUUCCCAUCGAACACCCAAGAAACAUUCUUUGAGCUUCACGAGUACCCGGUUCACCGAUGAACUUAUGUGGCCUUUGCAAAUUAUUGAAUCAAACAACUAACGCGAUAAGCUUGAAACGAUGCUUAAUUGGACAUUCGGCCGAACCUGCUGUUUUCGUCAAUUC